Messenger RNA from Malus domestica (apple), 736 nucleotides. The record is from RefSeq and is a predicted model, not a curated record. NCBI's taxonomy places the organism in Eukaryota, Viridiplantae, Streptophyta, Magnoliopsida, Rosales, Rosaceae.
CGGGGCAAGCAGACACGGCCGUUCAUAGAGUGAUAUUGGUGCGCAGAAAGGUCUUUUCAUGCAGAGCUCUCUUUUGGGUUUUGAGUAUUGUGCCUGGGUUUGGUACGAGCAAAGAUCACCAACUUAACAGCAGCUUAAGUAAUUUUUGGAAGAGAACAAAGACUGAAGAAUCGAUGGUAGGUCCUUUAAGCUUCAACAAAACAGGAAAUCGAAAGUUAACCAGUUCUGGUAACGCUCCCCGCUUCAUUAAUUUCCAGCCAGGGGCAGUAAACGAUGACCAACUGUUCCAAGUGUUCCAUUUCAGCCAUACCCCUGCCUCUCCAACUUCCAACUGCUGUGAUUGUUAACCCCAAAAUCCUAACUCCGCUAUUUCUCCGCCCAGUGCUCCAAUGGCCUCUCGCUGCAAAUCUUUCUCGAAGCCGGCUUUCUCUCUUAUCAAAUCUGCCGUCAACAAACCAGCGUUCAAGGCCACUCCCAUGUCUUCUCUCCCCUCCACCCGCCUGUCAAUCAAUCUCUCAAGGCCGAUUCCGCAGUUGGGUUGUCUACAAUCUCUGCUUCCGCAGUGGCAAGAAUUUGAAUGUAUUGUCCAUUUUGAAGAAUUGUAUCUAAUUUUAAAUAAAUGUGGAGGAUGAAUUUUUGUAAAUUAUAUGGAAUGUUAGAUGUAAAACAUUUGUAUAUUAUGGCACUAUUUUUCUUUUGAAUUAUUUUUAUUAUUGUUUGUUUUGGCCUAAAAUUG